AUGACGAAGAUGAGAGAUGGACGACCUCUGGACAGAUUAGUAUUGCUGCUGAGAGUAUGGAGUGAUAAAGAAUUGAAAAGUGUACAAGGAGUAGUGACAAGACUUUGCCAUGAUUAUGGGAUGAUAGAUGACACGAUAGUCUUCACAAAGGAUGUUGUUACAAAAAACAUAUUGCUGGCUGUUGGACAAGUAGUUAUUGCCACUGUGGAAGAGGAUAAAACAUCAGGUGGCCUGAAGGCUGUCAGGGUAGAUGCCAUCCAGAAUACACAAGAAGACUCCCAUCCUACUUGUGAUGCCUCUGAAGUAAAUAAGAAAACAUUAAUUGGCAGUAUUACCUCUCUCUCUGUGGAUGGUGGCUAUAUUAAUCAGAAUACAUAUUUUGCAAUGCAAGAUGUCUGGGAAGAUUUCAAACCCUGUGAAGGUGACUGGGUGCAAGCAAAAUAUUAUAUUAACUCGACAACAUGGAAGACUGAAGCAGUUGCUGUAAGGCCUUUGAGGUAUAAACAAGUAAACAAGGUUCGCAUUUCCAGCGUCUGUGGAAGAACUGGGACAGUAGAUGACAGUAUAUUUUUCACUUUGGAUUCACUGAGACUUCCUGAUGGUUACUUGCCUCGUAGACAUGAUCUAGUGAACACAAUUGUGGUGGAGAGCAGUCAGUCCUGUUACAUUUGGAGAGCUCUCUGCUUGGUGCCAGUCAGCCAGGAUGGGUAA
Molecule: messenger RNA, 711 nt
Organism: Onychostruthus taczanowskii (white-rumped snowfinch)
Lineage: Eukaryota; Metazoa; Chordata; Aves; Passeriformes; Passeridae
Product: RNA helicase Mov10l1-like
Exons: 6
Coding region: 1-711 (236 amino acids)
Source: RefSeq, a predicted model, not a curated record